GCAUUUCUUUGUUGUUGGCCUUGUUUAGAUGCUGUGAAAAGACCAUGGAGGUGAUGAGGAGCUCCCAGGAAGCCCUUCUCACUAUAGUGGAGGUGCUGCUGUAUGAUCCACUGUUCGACUGGACCAUGAACCCACUGAAGGCCUUCUACCUGCAGCGGCAGCACGAGGAGCAGGCUGACCUCAAUGCCACGCCCAGCACCACUCUGGGUGGGGACGACCUGGAGGCCCAUCACAAGCCCAGCAGUGACACCCAGAGCUUCAACAAGGUGGCGGAGCGAGUCCUGCUGCGCCUACAGGAGAAGCUGAAGGGUGUGGAGGAGGGGGCAGUGCUCAACGUGAGCGGCCAGGUCAACCUGCUCAUCCAGCAGGCCAUGGACCCGAAAAACCUCAGUCGCCUCUUCCCAGGCUGGCAGGCCUGGGUAUAGCAGCUACAAGGGGGCGCAUGACUGCUACCAACGGCACAAAUCUCCACCCCUUCCACAGCUGGUUUCCUUGUGUGUUUGUGGUUUUUUUCCCUGUUUGCAUAUUCAAAGGAUUUGCAUAUCUUCUCAAUAUCAGUGUGUUCAGUUGUACACAGUAUGAGUGUGUGCAUUUUACACACACAUAUGGUCACAUCAUACGAUUGCAUUUUAUGAUCACGUUAUAUACUGUAAAAAUCCUAUACAUUGUCAUACAAAUUUGUACUUUUUUAUGUACAGCCAGCAGUAAUGUGGCUGACAUUAGCUAGCACACAAAAUUCCAAUGAAGUAUAUACAGUUGGCUGUCCUUUCAGUAAAAGGCCUCAAUGUGCUAGACAUUAAAAAACCCACAUUAAUGUAAUUUUCUAGAUAAAAUGUUAUAGAAUGGAACUUUCUGCACACAGGAGAAAUGCAUUUUAUUGUCAGCAAACCCUUUCUCUGGUCUAUCCUCUGGGUUCAGCGAUACAUGAAUUGGGGAAUGUAUUGACACUGAGUGUAUUUAGAUUUAUUAGCACUCUGACCAAAAUAAGUAGCCAUAGACUUAGCAUUAAUUAUAAGUGCAUACAUUGGUUUCAUUAGGAAUAGACUGUAAGGCAAGCGCUGAAGGCAAACUCAUGUUGAAACAGUAAAUCUUGCACUGGUUGUGUGUGCUUAUCUGAGAUCAACUUUGUGUGCUCAUACUGCAAAACUCACCUUGUAUUUGUGGGUACAACAUUCUAGCAGUGCUCAGUCCUUUGACCUCUGCAUGCAGCUACGACAAAAGGCCUUACAGUCAAGACAUACAAAGGAAAACCACGCUUAAAGCAUUGUACAGGAUAUAUUUGUCCAUUAGAAACGCUCUGUGAAUGGUGCUGUUUCAGUGGAAUGACUGAAAUGUUGAGUAGGUUUAUGACAGUAUUGCAACACUGAGCACUUGAUAAGAAGCUCUAAUCAAACCCCAGUGUUUUUGGGUGUAUAUGUACCUAAGUAUAUGAAUGUUCCAAAGUAUUUUGUUGCUAAAAUGCUAUGAGAUUUCUUUGGCACAUGAGUCCCUGGAUGUCUGAAAGAGAAAUAUGAGGUCAUAUUGUAUCACCUUAAGUUUUAUGUUGAACAUGUGAAUGUAAAAACUACCGGGGGAAAAAAACUUUUCCAUUUGCAGUUUCAGUGUUUGUAACGUCUAUGCUUGAACCAUGGUAAGCGUUGUUCAAGACUUUAAAUAAAUCAGUUUCUUCAUCUUAAUUUUCUGCUACCCUCCCUGUCACCCCAAAUGUACAUCCCCAAUUCAGACCCAACUAUGUGGUGGGGGAGGGAGUUGAGCACAUGCUGAAAUGCAUAAUUUGAUGUACUGUUCUAUUUUUACUGCAUCCUGUAUGUAGAUGUUUUUUCUGACAUUGAUAAUUGCAUUUGAAAUUGCAAUAAUUUUUUUUCAAACAAGAUAUCUUUGGAACGCAGUUGCUAGCAUCUUUGUACUUCCUCUUUUCUCUUCCUCAAAGUGAUUGUUUUUGGACCCUCAGAAAUUACUUGACCUAUAAUUGUGGCACUGGCAUUUUUCGUACACAUUGUUUUAAUUAUUUCAGUAUGAGUGGCGGUUUCAGGUGGUGAAGGAUUUAACCAUUCGCUGCAGAAAGGCUUAUGUGGCUUGUGCGCGAUCUUAAACAAGCCGACGGAUUUUCCU
This is a messenger RNA of Megalops cyprinoides (Indo-Pacific tarpon), 2112 nucleotides long. RefSeq names its product serine-protein kinase ATM-like. Gene Ontology annotation, molecular function: protein binding; protein serine/threonine kinase activity. The record is from RefSeq and is a predicted model, not a curated record. NCBI's taxonomy places the organism in Eukaryota, Metazoa, Chordata, Actinopteri, Elopiformes, Megalopidae. Gene Ontology annotation, biological process: DNA damage response. The coding region runs from base 45 to 425 and encodes 126 amino acids. The transcript has 3 exons.